Poeciliopsis prolifica (blackstripe livebearer) is the source of this 1888-nucleotide messenger RNA. It is a transcript of the gene g6fl, whose product is annotated as g6f-like. The record is from RefSeq and is a predicted model, not a curated record. Lineage: Eukaryota; Metazoa; Chordata; Actinopteri; Cyprinodontiformes; Poeciliidae. The coding region runs from base 1 to 1584 and encodes 527 amino acids. The transcript has 11 exons. Gene Ontology annotation, cellular component: membrane raft; external side of plasma membrane. Gene Ontology annotation, biological process: positive regulation of ERK1 and ERK2 cascade; T cell activation; interleukin-15-mediated signaling pathway. Gene Ontology annotation, molecular function: MHC class II protein binding; protein tyrosine kinase binding.
AUGGAGUCUGGGUUUUUCUGCUUUAUUCUCGCUCCUUGCCUUGCAGUUUAUUCUUCUUACAGAGUCGGCUCACACAAAGGGUGGGAUGAAGUUGUGGUGGUUGAACAAAACACAUCCGCCACCUUGGUCUGUACUGGUGCCAGACUCCGAGGCGACAUAUCCAUUAACUGGAAGGUGAAGUUGGUGGACACGGAUGAAUGGAAACUGAUUCUCUCAGCCAGCGAGAAGGAAAAGUUUUCUGGCGGUGCGUCGAAGCCAUCCGUGCGAUUGACUGACGACAACUUUCAAAACACGGGGGAUUUCUCGCUGGUUGUUUCGCCCGAAGUGGCGGAUGCAGGACUCUACUCGUGCCUCAUCCAGAAACAGAAGAGGAAAGUGAAGGAGAAGAUUUUCCUUUUGACAGUCCUCGCAGUUGGCUUCUUUCCCCCGCUGCCCGUUCGUCAGUACAGCACCCUGCGGCUGUUUGCCAGAGCCAUUCCUGACAUUUCUGUCUCCGAAAUCACCUGGACGGCACCUGGCGGCUUUCCCAUGAAGACAGAGAAGUGGCCAAUCUCAGGCACAGGGACUAAAGUGCCGCAGGUCCAGAACGCCGACGGCGGGACUUACACCUGUACGGUUUAUCUCCAGGGUGACUCCAGUGGCGCGCUGGCUGUGCAUGUGGACGUGAGAGUUGAUGCCAACAAUGUGGCCUCAUUCACCAAUAUUUCACACCGAAAUGAGAUCUCCACUGCCACUCUGGCUCAAAAAUCCUUCCUCCUGGCCUGUCCCAGCAGCCAGGGUGACUAUGUCCGGCUUCACUGGCUUUUCCCAGACACCAAAAAUUACAAGGAGAUUAAGCUGGUCUACCACUACGACCGCUGGAGGGGUUUCACCUCCAAGCACAGCAACAAGCUCCAGCUGGCCGGUCCUCCGUACGACCCACAGGCCGGGAGCUUCUCCUUCCUACUCACGCCUGAUUUGAGUGAUGGAGGCCUCUACAUUUGCGAAGUGACUCUCAAUGACGUCGUUUUCAGCCAGAGGACAAGACUCAGUGUUCUGAAAGUGAAAGCCAGCCGUUAUCCCUCGAAGCUGAAUCUGCUGUGCCUGUACUCAGAGCGCUCCAACGUUCGGGGCGCGGUGUGGAAACAUGACAAUAAGAGUCGGCGGCUGCAGAUGUCGAGCGGCGGCCCUGGCAGCAUCAGCACCGCCCUGCCGCUGCCCAUCACCCCUGUUGUAGCAGGGAAUUACACCUGCACCCUGCAGCUGAAAAACGGCCAGAGCAUCCAGGCAGUUCAAGUUGUCACAGCGCCCCCACCAGAGAGCGUCGCCCCCUCCUUCCUGCACCCUUCCCUCUCUGCUUUAUUACUCCUGGUGCCCCUGGUUUCAGCAGCUGUCGGCGUGUUGCUAUGGAGACAGAAACACGUUUCUGAUCGCGGUAUUGAGCAGUCACUGUCUGUCCAGCCUGGCGAUGCGGAGAACAUCUAUGAGAAUCCAGAGGAUAUCAGACAGGCUCCUCCCCAGGGUUCAGUCUACAUGGAUCUGAAGCCAAGAGGAGACAAUGACGUCUACAAGGAACUGGAGCGAUACGAGCAGUGUCAGGGCUGAUCACCUACCCACAUCUCAUCCCCAUCCAGCUGUCACAUCCUCUCUCUUCACAGCUGCAGCAAAAGGCCUUUUAUAAACAGGAGUAACUACUCAAUGUCAGAGUUGGGGACUUAAAGAAAACUUUUGAGCUUCACAGAAAUGCUAUUUAGGUUUUCCUUUACAAGCUAUCGCUCUUUAGAUGUUAUAGGAACUCACAAACCUCUCCAGAAUGGAUGGCAGUUAAUGUUGCAUUGUAAAAUCUAAGCCAUUGUUUCCAGUGAAAAGGGUACAAAUAAAAAGUACACUUUGUUAUGUUAAUCACAAA